AUGUGCAAUACAUGGGAAGAUGUGAUUUGGGUCUAUUUGAAUGCGCGUAUCGAAGCAUUAAUGGACAAGAACGAAUCAGUCAACCUUGUCUUGUCAGAAGAAAUAGUAAAUUCAGCAUUAUCUAAAGAUCAUAUUAUGGAAAGAGAUGAUCCAAGGGUGUUAUUUCAUCAUAUCCAAAUGUCUUUGCUGUCUAAAAAUCCACAAGAUAUAGUUAAAAAGAUCUACCAUGCUUAUCAUCACAAACAAAUCAAAUCUCACCACCCUUCCUUGUAUAUAAGUGAGAACUUGGAAAUACGCACACAAUUGUUACGGUUUAUUUCAACCUUUGUUUUAUAUGGACAUGAAUACCUUGGCUGGAAAGAAACUAUGUAUUCUGCUGCCUUUCUAUUAGAUUAUGCUAAAUUGAAUACCGAACCAACAACAUUAAGACCUGUUGUGAUUGCAACUUACGCUUCAAAACAAUCUCCACAAUAUCAGAUUCAAAUGUAUUCUCAUUUUCUUCAAGGAUUUGACGGUGACGAUCAAGAAUGCGCUAUUCUUUUACAACUCGGAAAAGAAUUUGACCUCGAUAUGCAUGAUAUUCUACAAUAUACACAUACACAUUUAUUCAAAAAAGCCAUUGAACAAGUAAUGAAUCCACAGAAAGAAAAGAUAGAUUUUAAAAUACAAGGUGAAAUAACUGAGAGUGAUACUAUGUUCUUCAGAUCUGUUCAAUGGUUGACUUUGGACCAAAGUAUGUGUAUAGAAGCGUUUGAGGCAGCUAAUUUGACAAUCCGAUACUUUUUGGGUGUUUGCAAAAUCUAUUUGGCACAGCACGUAUUUGAUCUCUUCUCUGAUACAUUAAUUGAAAGAAUGUCUGUUGCGAGUCAGAAUAAGAUGAGAGCAUUGAAGAUAUUGACCGAAUUUAAUUCACACAAGAAGCUGGUAUCUUUGUUUACUGAUUUUGAGUUAUGGAAGCAACUUUUACAGUGUGAGCCACAAGACAAUGGUUCUGUAGAUGAUCUAUUGGAAAUCAACAAAUGGAGAGAUCAAGUAGAGGCAAGUAAAUAUCGAAAAUCUUACAUUGCUUACAUUUUAGAAUAG
Messenger RNA from Gilbertella persicaria, 1083 nucleotides. RefSeq lists its product as uncharacterized. The coding region runs from base 1 to 1083 and encodes 360 amino acids. Gene Ontology annotation, biological process: mRNA export from nucleus; regulation of DNA-templated transcription; post-transcriptional tethering of RNA polymerase II gene DNA at nuclear periphery. Gene Ontology annotation, cellular component: nuclear pore; nuclear pore outer ring. The record is from RefSeq and is a predicted model, not a curated record. NCBI's taxonomy places the organism in Eukaryota, Fungi, Mucoromycota, Mucoromycetes, Mucorales, Choanephoraceae. The transcript is spliced from 6 exons. Gene Ontology annotation, molecular function: structural constituent of nuclear pore.